This is a messenger RNA of Sclerotinia trifoliorum, 2795 nucleotides long. The record is from the annotation of a GenBank genome assembly. Lineage: Eukaryota; Fungi; Ascomycota; Leotiomycetes; Helotiales; Sclerotiniaceae.
UACUGAGUAGUCUUGGAAGUUGGUUGGUCUCAUUCAAUUAUAGCCACAAACAGCUGUGGAAUAUUUCUCGUGCUCAAUCCUAGCGACUCAGCUGUCAUUGUUGAAGCUGAUAAAAUGGUCGAGAACUUCCCAUCCAGCUUUUCUUGAAGUUCUUGAAAUUACUCUCAAUCAAUGAAUCCUUCGAGAGAAAAAAAUAAAAGCCCAUCUGAAGGACUAUACGCUCGCUUGAUGGCGAUUCUCAACUCAAUCCUACUUCUUAAAUUUAUACUCGGGGUUUCAAGACUUAAUGGGGAAAUCCACGAUGCGGUGAAGAUCUUGAGCCCUGCCUUUCUUUUCCUCUGGGUGUGGUGUGUUGACGUCUAACGCUAUUUUACUUAUUUUUCGAAGACCCUUCGUUUUACCCAUCAUUUCAAAAUGCUGGUUACCAUCUAGCGCUCAAUAAAUAUAAACGACGAUAUGAUACAAGGUGUUGUGUCCAAGGUUUGAAAAUUUGAGUUCAAUCUUACAUUUCAAAAGGAUCUCAAUUUAUUAUGGAUCUCAAAGUUAAUAUGAUUUCUUGCAUUAUCCGCCUACGGCGUCGAUCCAUUGAUGCAUCAGAUCGAUAUAGCGCGCGCACGGAGAAAGUUUUAGAGAGUCCAUGGAAACAGAGGGUAAAGAAAUUUAUUGUUUACUUCUCUUCUCGUCUUUUCUCGUUGGACAACACAAAAAUAAGUGUACGACCUACGCGACUUUCAGGCUUUCCAGGCCCUCCUCCAGGCCCUCCUAACCCAAGCUAAACAUCCUUUUCCAAGGCUCCAGCCAGCAACAAAUGGAAAAGUAACACACUUUCCGGUUCUACAGUUCAUAAGAAAUCAGGUUUCCUGCUAGUUUUGCCGGUUUUGAUGAGAUCUUCAAUACUCUUUUGAUUUCUCUUACUCCAUGUUCCAUCCAUUGUUCGGUCCUAAAGAACACUAUUUUUUGUUCCAGUUAAGUCCGGUAUUGGAUAUCAAUCAUUAUACGGGCAAAGUUACGAUGAUCAGAUGGUAGCUAAUCUUGAAAAUAGUGGUGGUCUAAAAUCAUUUCGUUGCGUUUUUAGGUGAAUUAUUAGUUGGAACAUUUCUCUUUCUCUUUUUUCGCCUAUGGCGGAACUCAAAGCGCUAAUUAAGCAUACCAAGGAAGUACCUUGGUAAUAGCAAGUCCGGUUUUAAUUAACCAAUUGGUUCACACUUCUUUAGUUUUUGACUUCAGCCUUGCCAGCAAUGUCCGGAUACUUUUUUUGGUGUUGAUGAGGGACUUUCUUGUGUGUCCACUGUCCACCCCACCUUGACCUGGACAUGCCAGUUCCGCCUUCAUUGCAUUGCCAGCGAGUAUCAGCAAAAGGCCCGAGCAUAGGGUUCUCCGGAGCUCGGGUUUUGAAUGGAGACAAUUUUUUACUAUGGGGGAGAUGAAAUUCAAGCUCUAAUGUUUGUAGAUCAGAGUUGCUCUUUGCAUUGUGGAUGUAUUGGUGGAGUGGGUCAUAACAGGUAAGUUUUUAACUAAAGGUCACAACUUAGGGUCCUCCCGUGUGCACUUCUGGUAACAGUGUCCUUGAUCCACCUACAACGUCCCACACGUUCAUUAUAGAGUUCUGGAAAUCACAAUCACUUACAUCAAAACAUCUAGAUCUAUUUUCAUACCCAUCGACCAAAUCCUCACCGCUGCCGCCGUUGUUCGAGACUUCAUCCCAGGGAAACAAUGGACACGGUCGUUGAGCACUGUCCUCCGGUACUUCUAUCACACUAGGGGUUUCCUCAAACGCUCUUUACCGUUGAAUUAGAAUUAUACAAUUUUCAUGUUAGCCGCCGAAAAAACGAAAGCUACAUUCGUGGCACCUGCAGGGACAGUGCCUGCGCUCUUUGUUGUGGAGAUUUGCGAACAUUGCUUGGACGGAGGGUGCUUUGAGUCUUGCUAGAAGCUUUAAUGCAAACGUUAUUAGUGAAUUUAGGGGUCGCCAUUGAACUUACUGUAAGUCUUCACUUGUUGGCUUAGUUGUAUCUACCACAGUUUCGUGCCCCGUCUUGGGAACAUGCCCCAGGACCCUGAAGCUAUUUCGCCUCUGUUCACGGACGACCUCUAUACCGAAGAAAAAGGGGGGAAGAGGCAGAGCCAAAAUUGUUAAUCAUCUCCGCCUUGGGAAUCAAAGGGGUCAGGCGAAUGCUAGGCAUGCAAGAGGAGAUUCGCAUGUGUGAGAAGGAGUGGCGAUAGACCUAGUACAAUCUGUGAUAACAGCACCCCUUUCAAGAUCAUGGGAUGCCCUUCUUGGAAAGUAGGCCGAGUACAAAGUGCAAGUCAGGCAAUGUAUGAGAAUGGGGACGAUUUGAGGUUUGCAGAGGUAGAGAGGAAAAUAAGAUGGUUACACCAGAGGUAUCAUACGAAGGGAGGUCAAUAGGGCCACGCCUGAGAUUACAGGUUAGCGGGGAGCAAUACGUUUAGGACGUCGAUGCCCAGGAUGAAAUCAGGUUACCUAUCGAAAUUUACUAGAUUGGGUGAGAUGAUUGUUCAGAUGCGCAGUUAAUUGCUGUCGAAAGCCCGAAUGAAUUUGUUGUCAAAAAUUUCUCUGAUCAUUGAGCACAGAUAUGUAUAAUACACUGGCAUUGCAUUGCAUUGCAUAGGCGCGAGCAUGGGGAACACAACAUGCAUGCAAAGGAGAGGCAACUGAAAAAAGGUUAAAUCCUGGGCAUCUGCAGUCUCGCAUGACUAGGUGGCGUAUGGACAAACAAAAGCAUGCGAGCAUGCGUUAUACAGAAUGAUGUACUGUGCUGUAGUAUAAUUUUGUC